Molecule: messenger RNA, 1278 nt
Organism: Pogona vitticeps (central bearded dragon)
Lineage: Eukaryota; Metazoa; Chordata; Lepidosauria; Squamata; Agamidae
Gene: PPA1
Product: inorganic pyrophosphatase 1
Biological process (GO): phosphate-containing compound metabolic process
Cellular component (GO): cytoplasm
Molecular function (GO): inorganic diphosphate phosphatase activity; magnesium ion binding
Source: RefSeq, a predicted model, not a curated record
GGGGCCGGCGCUGGGAGCGUGCUUCAUUCUGAUUCUUCACGGCUCUCGCGGUCUUCCUCUGUCAGGCAGCCGGUCGGAGUGGGCGCGCGCCAUGGCCAGCUACAGCGUGGAGGAGCGCGGCUGCCCCAACAGCCUCGACUACAGAAUUUUCUUCAAAAAUGAAGAAGGAGCAUACAUUUCUCCAUUCCAUGACAUUCCCAUAUAUGCAGAUGCUAGCAAGGAGGUGUUCAACAUGGUUGUAGAAAUACCUCGAUGGACCAAUGCAAAGAUGGAGAUUGCAACCAAAGAUCCUCUAAAUCCAAUAAAACAAGAUGUGAAGAAAGGAAAACUGCGUUAUGUUGCUAAUGUAUUUCCCCACAAGGGAUAUAUCUGGAAUUACGGUGCUAUUCCACAGACAUGGGAAGAUCCAGCACAUAAAGAUAACGAUACUGGUUGUUGUGGAGAUAAUGAUCCCAUUGAUGUCUGUGAAAUUGGAAGCAAGGUGUGUAGCAGAGGAGAAAUAAUCCAGGUGAAAGUCUUAGGUACGCUGGCGUUGAUUGAUGAAGGUGAAACAGACUGGAAGAUCAUUGCAAUCAAUAUUGAAGACCCUGAAGCGGAUAACUUUCAUAAUAUUGAUGAUGUCAGGAGGCUUAAGCCUGGAUACCUGGAAGCCACAGUAGACUGGUUUAGAAGAUAUAAAGUACCUGAUGGGAAGCCCGAAAACCAGUUUGCGUUCAAUGGAGAAUUUAAAGACAGGGACUUUGCAGUUGAUGUUAUCAAAAGCACACAUGAUUUCUGGAAGGCUCUAGUAACUAAACAAGCAGAUGGAGGAGAAAUUUGUUGCACAAAUACAAGUUUGGCAGACAGCUGUUUCUGUUGCAGUCAAACAUCAGCUGUAUCUACUGUGACAGGGACACCUGCCUCUGGACCUGCCAACCCAAUACCAGGUGAAGCGGAUAAAUGGUUCUACUGUCAGAAAUAGUAAACUGGAAAACAGAUGUUGUGGUAGCUGCUGUCUUAUCUCCAGGAAACAUUUAUGCAGAAUUAGAGGAGAACUUCAAUUUCAAGAAAUAUUCUGUGUUUAAACAAAUGGCCUAAGAGAUUUUAUAAAUCUGUCAAUAACAUAUGCUCAAAAUAUAUCAAGAUUAUACAGAAUCUAAGCAGUUGGUAUGUAAAAUACAAUUUUGAAUAGUCUACAAAUAUACAUCAUGGCAUUCACUGUUAUUUAAAAAAUUAUGUAUAGAUGCUCAUAUUUUGUGACUUCCUGGAUUAAAAAACUUUUUUUUUUGCUGAAUUUCA